Enterobius vermicularis (human pinworm) is the source of this 3249-nucleotide messenger RNA. Lineage: Eukaryota; Metazoa; Nematoda; Chromadorea; Rhabditida; Oxyuridae. The record is from the annotation of a GenBank genome assembly.
CGGAAACGGAUACAUAUGAAUAGUCUGAACUUUCUUCGAGAAAAACCUGCUGAAAAUUGGAUUGAUUACUUUGUUGACUCUGAAAAAUUUUCGGCGUUACUCAAUGCUAAAGAUCUUGAGCAAAUUGCGUUUUUGAUGAACCAGUUCAUAACGCAGGCUCAGGCGCUUGAUAAGGAGAAUGAGGAUGUCCGACGUAAAGAUUUAGACUUAAGGCUGCAGUCUGCUAGAAAUUUUGGGAGCGAAGAAAUUGAUUAUGAGAGGCGAAAAGCAAUUCGUCUUUGGCUUUGUGCUCUUGCUUGUUUUGCAGCAGUUGAUUGGAAUAUUGAAUUGGCUAGAAAAUACUGCAAUGUACUGAUGCUCCACUCUAUGUUCCUGCGUCUUAUUGCAUUUACUUUCUCUCUCCAGACUGCGGUCCAAAACGAGGAUAUUUUAAAAGUCAUUUUCGGUAAAAGUGAUAGUCCUGUAGAAACCACUUCUCUACCACAACAUCAUUUCGUAUCCUGGUUAUUUUCUAAAUGGAUAGUUCAUGUUGAUACCAGAGAUCGCAUGCUCGAUUCGGUGUUUAAACCGACUGUUAGCAAUCCGGCCAAUCAGCUUGAUUCUAACCUGGUAUUAGCGGAUCAGUUGCGGACCUGCAUUAUUGAAAUUAGACAGAGGUCUAAUGAUGCCAUUUCGUUUUUGGAAAAUUUGAUACACCAUAAUGCAAGCGAACUUAUGGUGCCCGCAAAGGAUUGUUUCUUGGAGCAGUUGAAAGAGAAUGAUCUUCUCUCAAGUACUGUUUGUGAUGCGGCUUGUUCAGUAAUGCCUAAAUUGAAUUUUGAACUAAAUGUAUUUAGUAUUCCAGAAGCUGAGUGGAAAAGAAUUACUCGAUAUGAUUUGUUAUGUGUUUAUUUCGCAGGUGGCAGGUUGAACGAUUCGAAGUCGCAUCUUUGCAGUAUAAUUAGCGGUUGGUCAUCUGUUGGGAAACCAUCGUCACUAGGGGAAACAUUAACGUAUAUCAAUCAUAAUGUUUUGACUGGUUACUGCAAAGCUCUUGGAGUUGACUGUUCACAAUGUGACUUUAAAAACGAACAUGAAGAAGACCAAAUAAUUAGAGUUAGUUCUGUGUGGGAGCGAAAAGCAGACCAACAAAGUUAUAAAGAUGUUUUGAACGAGUGUCUAGAGGGCUUACCUUUUACGGGUGGCGCUGAUUCACAGUUGCUUUCUUCUGUGGAUGGUGGAUUAUUGAUAGUCAAUGAACUAGUGGAGGUUAUGACGUCUCAGCAAACCAGUCAGGAAAAAAAGAACUGUGCGAGAGUAGUCUUACAGUAUUUUGCUUUACGAGAUUUGGUAUUGAAUCAGAAAAUACUUGAGAUCGAAAAAGAAAGAGGGAUGCGUUUUUUAUGGUUACAAAGUAGGCAAGUUCCUCGAAAGUUUAUUUCACUGCUACCAGAUGCAUCGAGAGUUCAAAGGCUGUUGAGUGGUACUGUGCCGUUCUGGCGUUUAUUGCUCAGUUAUGACGUCGGUGAAGUUAAAGGCUUGUGGCAGCAGAUAGGUGGGAAAUUCACCCAUGCACACAGAUAUGAAGUUAGCAAAAUUAUCGGAGAUAUGGUGCUUCCUAUAGUUAUUAAUUUUUCCAAGCAAGGAAUAAACUGGCCCACCUACGAAUUUAUAUACUUGUUGCUGGGAAAACUUGAAAAUCUUGCCAAAAUUGGGGAUUUGGAAAGGAUGAAUUCGUUUUGUUCAGAGUGUUUUACUGAACUUUUCUCUAUCUGCAAAGAAGAUAAGUUCAAAAAGCGUUUUACGCUCGAUUUCUUGCGGGUCAAGCUAGAAAAUUGGCACGAAAAAACAUAUAAAAAUACGAAUAAUGAGAACAUUUUGCGCACCACACAGGAUCUUCAGAAGACCGUAAAAGCAAUUGUUCAAACAAUGGCUCCUGAACUGAAUACUCAUGCAUUAAGCAAUAUGAUGGUUCAUAUAGUCACUUUCUUCAUUAAUACGAACGAAUGGGAUUAUCUUAUGAAAUUUACUGAAAAGUACGUUCAGAACGCUGCUGAUGUGUGGUGUUGGAAAUCACUUUUUAGAUUGCGCAGUUCAUUCUUGGACGUGGCAAAAGUGCUUGCUGCCUUUAUAACUGCUGACCCAGCCAGAGCUAAAAUGAUUGCAGAUGGCGCAUGGUGGAAAAUUAUGCAUUUAACUUUUGAGGACACUUCUUCGUCAGUUUUUAAUCUGUUAUGGUUGUUUUCAAACUUUUUGGUGCAUGAAAACUUCUUGUUAGUUAGGGUAUUUUAUGUUUUACGGUCACGUUAUUCAAUUUGUAGUAAGCGACGUCGAGAUGGUCCCGCGAACCGGGAAUUUCCAAAGCAUUUAAUUUCUCGUUCUGAAUUUCUUCUUCUUUUGAAAUAUAUAAUGGUAUAUCAAGUGGGUAUUUUCUUGUUUUUUAUGAUUAAGGAACCUCGUUCAAUUGCCUUUCUUCUCAGUUUUCUCGGCAAAAUGUAUAACUGCGUUAUUUCCUCGCUGGGGAAUUCUGAUGGACUCAAUAACAUCUUUAUUGAACACGAUCAUUUUUGGGAGUUACCUCCCUUGUCUUUUUCUAAUUUUAACGUUGCUUACAUAUGUGAAUGCCUGGAUGUGGUACUUACUAAUGCUCUGGUACUAAAUCCUAUUAAUGCAUUUUGGCUGCGGUCCUGUGCUGAUUAUCAUUUUGUUAAUGAAAGGUACGAGGAUGCUUUGAUUCUUUAUAUGGAAACCUGUGUUGCUUGUAGCGAGUCUCUCAUACAGCCUUUACCCGACAAUGUAGUUGACGAUUUGAUGUGGGCUAAAGUGCAACGGUGUCUUCGCUACUGUGGUUUAGAAACAUUAGCGAUGAUCGUUUGUCAGCAAAUGCGCGAUCCUACUGAGCAUUAUGUUUCUUCCGCCAAAAUGUUGUUGGACUCUGACGGGCAUACUCUGGAUGCGUGCGCUGCUUGCUUUCCUGCAGUGAUGUCAGUAGAGUUUCUUGAGUUUGUUAGAUUAUAUUUUCCUUUAUUUUCAGACUCAUAUGAGAAACUGGGUUUGUCAAUGAAAGCACAAUCUUUGGUAAGUCCUAAAUUACAGCUUCGAUGUCCUUCUGCACUAUGUGAAUUUUUUCGCAAAACCUGUAAAUUGCAGAUUAAGGCUGUUGCAGUUCCUGAACUUAACUCUAAUAAUUCUAAUCAAAGCGAAAGGUAUCGUCGGCGAGAGCGUUUGAUGAGACUGCUUUGUUCUCGGGUAUUGCAAAUUCAUUUGUAG